Messenger RNA from Mytilus trossulus (common blue mussel), 932 nucleotides. RefSeq names its product P2X purinoceptor 7-like. Lineage: Eukaryota; Metazoa; Mollusca; Bivalvia; Mytilida; Mytilidae. The record is from RefSeq and is a predicted model, not a curated record. The coding region runs from base 264 to 812 and encodes 182 amino acids. The transcript has 2 exons.
AUUAAAGGAGAAGGAAACCAAAAAAAAAAAUUUGGAUAAAUUAAUAGAAAAUUAUUAUAUAAAUAUAUUUUUAACAACGUUUGUAUUAAAAAAGUGUACCGUUAUGAAAUAAAUCAAUAUUUUACAAUUAUCAAUUUUGAAAUUCCCGCCUCCAUGUAGGCAGCCAUUAUUGUUUUAGCCCUGACGUCACUCCUACGGUUCCGGUUUACCUGUUCCAGCAUCUGAAACUUUGCAAAACUAAUUCUAUUUACACACGUACCGCGAUGGAAAACGGAAAUAUCCAAAAUCAGAUGGGUCUUGUUGCUUACAACUUCGAACCUGAGCUCACUGUUCAAGAACUUGAAGAUCGAAAUAGAGCUGCAUUAGCAUCUUCUGAAGCUGUAGUUCAGACAUUGGAUGAAUGGUGCGAGUGUGGGAACUGUCAGGAAAUGCCGUCCCUUGAAGAAAAUGUUUGUUGUAGGGUAUCAGAUUUGGUGCUACCGAACUUGGAAGACCACAACUGCAUUACCAUGCACCAUAGUUAUGACACCUUAAUUUUAAAUUCCGAUGUAUUAGCACUGGCUUACAUUCAGAUGAUGAUGUACAAGGGACAGCAAGGCCGAGCGCCGGAAGAAUUGAGCAACAGACAAUCCCGUCUUGUUGCUUACAGACAAUUCAUUUGUUGGAUGCUUAAAGGAGAAAAACUUGGAAAAGGAAGAAGGGUGGUAAUUCCUUCUUGUGUUGUCAAAGACAUUAGAGAUUCCUUCCCAGAGAACAACAAUGAUUAUACAGGAUUUCAAGCUGCUAUAGAUGUGAGAGAACUGUUUUGUUGAAAUGUUUUAAAAUCAUAAUGACAAAGGAUUUGCAAAGAAACACAAAAAUUAUACAUGAAUGUGAUAGUUUUGUAUGAAGCUAAUAAUAUAUUGUUAAUUAUAUAAACUUGUAUAAACUGU